GCUCCUGCAAUCCAUCGUGGUCGCCAGCCUCGCCCGGCACAUUUGCAUCUCAAUCCCCCCCCCUGCCGCCAAUGUCGUCUUCAGGAAACACCGUCGGGGCCUUUCCGGAUGCGGCCCCGGAUGCGCCCCCGGAAGAGCAGCCCACUGCGGCCUCGUCCUCAACCUCGUAUUCGUUCUCACAGUCAACGCUGCGAGAGCGCCAUGUGCCUCUGCGCGAGGACAUCAGCGCACGACGAAUGCAGUAUUUCACCAAAAUCACCCGAGGAGAGAGCGCUGCAGCUCCAUCGGAGAUACCAGCGGAGGACCGUGUCCCUCCACCGACGCCUUCUAUCCACCCAGACUCAGCAGCCACAACCCACGAGCCCACUCCCUCCUCCCAGCCCCAGGAUCAAGCGCCGACUCCCACCGCAACCAACCCCGCCGGCACCUCAUCGAAGGCAUCUCAGCCUCCAUCCGAAGAUCCUCAAGGCUCCUCAUUCGAAUGCAAUAUUUGCCUUGACAUGGCCUCGGAUCCGGUUAUCACCCUGUGCGGGCAUCUGUUUUGCUGGCCAUGCAUACAUCGUUGGAUCGAGGCCAAGCUGCCGGCCUCCAACACUUGUCCCGUAUGCAAGGCCGGGCUCACAAAGGAGGGCCUGAUUCCGAUUUACACGAAGGGACGCAAGCAUCCACGGGACGAGCCCGAGCCGAGCAUCCCUAAUCGACCAUCAGGACAGCGGCCCGAGCCCCCGCCGCCCGAGAACCCCAAUCCAUUUGGAUUCAUGGGCGACUUUCCGCUUUUCAAUGGACUGGGAUUCGGGAUGAUGCCUGGCGUUGGCGCCUUCCAAGUUGGCAACACCACAAUCAACUUUGGGCUUGGAUUUGGGCUGAUUCCCUCGCUCAUAGGCUUGUCAAUUGCGCUUAUAUCGCAGUUCCAGAACAGAAACCAGCCAAACAACGCACCGACCGCUCAGGACCAACAGCUGUUCGUGUCGCGAAUAAUCUGGCUGUUUGGCCUCCUGGCGUUCAUCUAUAUUCUGUUUUCUUAGAAUGACCCGGCAGCACACAAGCCGAUAUGUUUUUGCGCGCAGAAGGCUCUGUAGGAGGAAAUGGCGGCGAUGUAUGAUUGAUGCGAUGAAUAGGAUACACGUACAUCUGCGU
This is a messenger RNA of Polychytrium aggregatum, 1137 nucleotides long. RefSeq lists its product as uncharacterized. NCBI's taxonomy places the organism in Eukaryota, Fungi, Chytridiomycota, Chytridiomycetes, Polychytriales. The record is from RefSeq and is a predicted model, not a curated record. Gene Ontology annotation, cellular component: endoplasmic reticulum. Bases 72 to 1025 code for a protein of 317 amino acids. Gene Ontology annotation, molecular function: ubiquitin-like protein conjugating enzyme binding; ubiquitin protein ligase activity. The transcript has 6 exons. Gene Ontology annotation, biological process: ubiquitin-dependent protein catabolic process.